CUAUCUCCACCCCCUUCGAUCCAGCAGAAACCAUAUGUGUGAGAUCGUCACCAGAUAUUGCCACGAAAGAAGUUGGUAAUGAAAAAAUUGUCUUACAUGCAUCAUAUUAUUCUGAAUUCUACGUCACGAUGAAAUAUGACAUCAGCGACACAUGUAGAGAUGAACUGAGGGAGAGGGUUAAAGAUAUCGCAAAAGUACCAUUUGUGAUCAAGAGAUACGUCAAAUCAGAAAAUGUUGACAAUUGCUGGCCCCAACCAUGUCGUAAUGGAGGAACAUGUACUAACUCACAGGAGCCAAACAAAAUGACAUGUGACUGCCCCACAGGCGCAACUGGUCUUGAAUGUGAGAAAG
This is a messenger RNA of Owenia fusiformis, 351 nucleotides long. NCBI's taxonomy places the organism in Eukaryota, Metazoa, Annelida, Polychaeta, Sabellida, Oweniidae. The record is from the annotation of a GenBank genome assembly.